Messenger RNA from Cucumis melo (muskmelon), 2006 nucleotides. RefSeq names its product glucan endo-1,3-beta-glucosidase 4. The transcript is spliced from 5 exons. Lineage: Eukaryota; Viridiplantae; Streptophyta; Magnoliopsida; Cucurbitales; Cucurbitaceae. The record is from RefSeq and is a predicted model, not a curated record. Gene Ontology annotation, molecular function: hydrolase activity, hydrolyzing O-glycosyl compounds. Gene Ontology annotation, biological process: carbohydrate metabolic process. The coding region runs from base 222 to 1799 and encodes 525 amino acids. Gene Ontology annotation, cellular component: plasma membrane.
UGAACUGGACGAUCUCUCCCUUUUCUCUUGGUGGGUUGAAUAUGAUAAUAUUUAAUUUCCUUUUCGUGUAAUUUUUUGUAAUUUAAAAAUACAUUUCGAUUUCGUAAGCGGAAGAACAUUACGCUUACACAUGGCGUUGAUUUCGAUGCGUAAUGUUCUUUGGGUUGGUCAGCCAUUUCGUUCUUCCGAUUCUGUGUUUGGAGGCUGGUUAAACUUAACUGAUGAAGGACGACCGGAAGGAACGAAGAGUAAUAUUUGAAGUUGAUGUUUCGGUAAACUGGAGGAUGCAUGAGAAAUGGCCUGCAGUUCUGUUUUUGCUCACGUCUGUCAUGACUUUCCAUGUAAGAGGGGAUUCAGGAGCAUUUGUGGGGAUAAAUAUUGGCACUCAUGUUUCCAGUCUUCCACCUGCCUCAGAUGUGGUUUCAAUGCUCAAACAGUACGAGUUUACGCAUGUUAGACUCUAUGAUGCCAAUGCCCAAUUACUCAAAGCCUUUGCAAAUAGUAGCACCGAAGUAAUGGUUGGUGUUACAAAUGAGGAGGUUCUAAAGAUUGGAAAGUCUCCAUCAGCUGCUGCUGCUUGGGUUAAUAAGAAUGUUGUACUUUAUACACCUGCAACCAAUAUAACAGCUAUUGCUGUAGGCAGUGAGGUUCUUACCUCAAUCCCUAAUGCAGCCCGAGUCUUGAUUCGUGCCAUGAAAUACCUUCAUAAAGCCCUUGUUGCUGCAAACCUAAAUCUUCAAAUAAAAGUUUCAACACCCCAGUCGAUGGAUGUCAUUCUUACCUCUUUUCCUCCCUCUACAGCCACAUUCAAUUCUUCAUUGAACUCCACCAUUUACCAACUCCUUCAGUUUUUGAAGAAGACCAACUCCUACUAUAUGUUAAAUGUUUAUCCUUAUCAUGGAUACAUUAAAGGAAAUGGAAAUUUCCCACUCGAUUAUGCUCUUUUCCAGCCACUGUCUAUAAAUCGGCAGAUUGUUGACCCAAACACACUCCUCCACUAUAACAACAUGUUUGAUGCCAUGUUGGAUGCAACCUAUCAUUCAAUAAAAGCUCUCAACUUUUCUGACAUCCCUAUUGUGGUCACAGAGUCUGGUUGGCCAUGGUCUGAUGGAGCCGAUGAACCUUAUGCAACCAAGCAAAAUGCUGAGAUAUAUGUUAACAAUCUUAUCAGUAGGGUUCUGAAUGGUUCCGGUCCACCUAGCGAGCCAACUAAACCUGUUAACACGUACAUAUAUGAGUUGUUCAGUGAAGAUCAGAAACCUGAGCCUAUGUCACAGAAAAACUGGGGAGUUCUUUCAACUAAAGGUUCUGCUAUAUAUCGUUUGAGUUCAUUAUCCAGCAGAGUCGCUGGAAGUUCUUCUGUUGUUUACUGUGUGGCAAAAGAUGGUGCAGAUCCUGGGAAGUUGCAAAAUGGUCUGAACUGGGCUUGUGGUCAAGGUGGAGCUAAUUGUUCUGCUAUUCAACCAGGGCAGCCAUGCUUUCUUCCCGAUAACAUUGUAAACCACGCUUCUUAUGCUUAUAAUGACUACUAUCAGAAAAUGCAACUCAAUGGUGGAACUUGCAACUUCGAUGGCACAGCAACGUUAACUAAUACUAAUCCAAGUCGAGGAUCCUGUGUAUACACUGGAAGUGUUAAUCCAAGCGGUGGGAAUGGAGCUUCACCCCCAACUCCUUCACUGACCCUGGGGCCUUCCAGCGAUUUCCUCCCCCCCAGUUCAAGUUCAAAACUUGAUGCCAGGCAGUUUCACUUCUUGUCGUCACCCAUGCUUUUAUCUGCUUUCUUUCUGCUCUUGACUUGAAGUUGCCAGCACUUUUAGGUUCUUAAGCUAUUUAUUGAAGGAGCAGUCUUCAACUUGCAGUUUCAAGGAAAGCUACCAAGGGAUGCAAAGGUUCAACAUUUUGAUUGAACUUCUUGUACCAGAGUAUGUAUAUUAUGUACAAAUCCUUUGUAAUUAUAUAAAUAGAAUUAAUGAAAUGUGAUUGGACCAAUAUACGAACAUUAAGAU